Molecule: messenger RNA, 5946 nt
Organism: Orussus abietinus
Lineage: Eukaryota; Metazoa; Arthropoda; Insecta; Hymenoptera; Orussidae
Exons: 15
Coding region: 1-5946 (1981 amino acids)
Biological process (GO): microtubule-based movement
Molecular function (GO): ATP binding; microtubule motor activity; microtubule binding
Source: RefSeq, a predicted model, not a curated record
AUGGACGUACGCACGGAAAGGCCGAGAACGGCCGGCAGAAUCGCGCCGACCGGAAGGGUGACGCCGACCGUUAACCAAAAUGGCGGCGGCAGAAGAAAGGCCAUCCCGGUCCCGCCGCCGAGGGUGCCGACUCCGAUGCCGGUGGCGAACAACAACCAGCAAAGGAACAACGCGAACACGGUGGCGCCCUCGGCGGUGACGAUGCAGAAGAAGGAGCCGCACGAGAACAUCGCGAGGAUCGCGAAGAGAUACCUCGAUGACAACAUGCAGCAGGCCUGGAUAAACCCCCGGCUAAUUUCAAUGAUAAACAUGGAAGCCGUGACGUCGACGGACUACGACUCUAACCUGAGUCGGAACUUCAACCAGGUGGGCUUCAACACGUACAAUUACUCGCACUUCGAGGAGAAGUACAAGCCAAAGCAGUCCUUCAAGUACAGCGACGAGUACGGGGACUACGGUCGUUACUCGACAAGGUUCGUCCAGAACGUUAGGGCACCCUUGAGGCACUCCCAGGAGGGAACGUUAAGGUUCGACCAGCGUUUCUCGAGGAGUCACUCCCAGCCCGAGCGGCAGCACCACGUCCAGCACGAGACGAGGUCCAGGUCUCAGGACCCGGGAGAGCAGUUGACAAUCUACCAGAUAGACCCUCCGCUAGGUCUGGACAGCCAGCACCCGAAGUCGCACCGCCCCCCCAUCGACAAGCAGUCCGGGAAGAAGGAGUUGACCUUCUACGAGAUCGAGGGUCCCCAGCUGCAGGAGAAGGCGAAGGAGGUGAGAUUCGGCCAGUCGGAAAAGGUGGAAAAAUUAGAAAAGCUGGAAAAGUCCGAGAAGAGGGAGAAGCUCGGUGCGGUCCCCCCUAAGUGCAACGGGUACAACAAGGAGAAGUCCGGGAGCGUCCAGGAUCCACGUCAGACAGGACCCCCCAGCUACCAGCUGAACCGGUCGCAGUCGGACCUGACGGAGUCCCAGCUGCCGACCUACCCCGGCGUCCACCGGCACCAGGACAACCCGUACAUCGACCCGCCGAAGUACCGGCAGUUCGACCGGCCGCCGAAGUACCAGGAGACGCCCCCCAGGUCGGACGCUCCCCCGAAGUACUCCGAGGUGAUCAGAAGGCAGGAGGACCUGAAACGCGCGCAGGAGGAGAGGGGUCGCCGUCAGUCAUCGGGCUUGCGCUCGGGCGGCGGCGGGGCGGGGGGCGCGGGGCCCUCGUCGGGGGAGCCGGCGGGCAGCGGCGUCAGUGUCCCGGCGGUCGCGCGCGAGGCAGGACCGAGGGCGAGCGCGGCGCGGGUGCAGCGGUCCGCGGGUCACGCGAGCAGCAGCCACGCGGGUCAGAGGCCGUCCCCGGAGGAGGCGCCCGAAGCGGAGGAUGCCGAGCCGCCCCAGGUGAGAUCCGACACCCCCAGGGGGACGCCGCGCGGCGAGGACAGGUUCAAGGGCACCGUAGACUCCCUCCUCAAGGCCAGCGAGGCCGUCCAAGGUCGCCUCUCCGAGAAGUCCAUGCUGAAGCUCGAGAAGCCCAAGGCUCCCCACGAGGGCGCCAAGGUCCCCGAGAAGAUGAAGCCCGGCCAGGAGUUCAAGGUCGAGCUCGCCAAGGCCAAGGAGGCUCUCGGGUUCAAGGUCGAGAACGUCACCUACUACGGGGAGCUCAAGGGGUACGACUACAAGUCCUACGGGAACAUCGACGAGCCCCUGGCAGGCUUGGACAAGACAUACGACAAGGCCCACGACAAGGCGGCCGCCCUUAUCAAUGCCCAUCUCGGACACCCUGAUAAGACCCAGCAUCAGGCCCACGAUAAGGGCCACCUCAAGGUCCCCCAGGGAUACGGACCCGCCAAGAUGCCGGACAAUCCGGGCCAGAAGGCCCUCUACGGCGAGAAGUACUCCGAUCAUUACUAUCACAGGACCUCUCACGCUAAGCCCAGUCCUUAUCACCAGGUGUACCAGGAGACCAAGUACUCCUACAGCGUCAGCGGGGUGCCCGGGACUCCUGCCCAGGCCAGCGCCGCGGCGGCUUUCUUCGCGAGGGCCGCGCAGAAGCUGAACCUCUCGUCGAGUCCUCACCGGAGACGAAGAUCCGGCGACGAGAACAUCGGCCAGGACGAGCAGCCAUUUUUCCCAAACGGAUAUGCAGCUCUUCUCCUGAAAUCGCCACCCCCUGCGCCUCCCGCCCUACUGCGCAGGAUAGGCGUCAAGGAACUCACCGGCGUGGGGAAGGUGAAAGUGAUGUUACGAGUGUCCACGGGGGAUGGGGGGAGUUUUUUCAACGCCGAUAAGAGGAAGAAACAGGUGACUCUGGUGGACCCAGCAUCCGCACAAUCAUCCACUGCGGAUGAUAGACGACCGACCGUCGCCGCCCCCAAGAUGUUCGCCUUCGACGCCAUUUUUACGGAAGAGGACUCCCAGACGGAGAUCUGCUCGAGCGCUUUGACGGAUGUCAUCCAUGCUGUCAUCAACGGGACAGAUGGAUGUCUCUUCUGCUUUGGACAUGCCGGCUUGGGGAAAUCCCACACGAUGUUGGGCACCCCCGAGGCCGGACACACCCUCGGAGCAAUUCCAUGUGCAAUUGCCUGGCUCUUUCGUGGAAUUGCCGAGCAGCGUCAGAAAACUGGAGCGAGAUUCAGCGUGAGGGUCAGCUGUGUGGAAUUGAACACCGGUGGUCAGCAACAACUUCGGGAUCUUCUGGCUGCCCAUGCGAAUGACUCGGAGCAGUCGCCAGCUGUAUAUCUCCGGGAUGAUCCGCUUUUCGGGACCCUGCAGCUGCAACAGCACAGCGAGCUACGUGCACCGACUGCCGAGAGGGCUGCUUUUUACCUGGACGCUGCAGUUGCAGGACGUCAGAGAGAAGACGGCGACGCGCACAUGCUGUACACGUUACACGUGUACCAGUACAGCGUGGCAGGGAAAGGAGGAGUCGCCGGGGGCCGAAGCAGACUGCACCUGAUGGACCUGGGGAACUCGGACCGCGGAAAGUCCUCCGGAGGCAUCCCCUUGUCGGGCCUGGGCAACAUCCUGCUGGCCAUCUUCAACGGGCAGAAGCACCUGCCCUACAAGGAGCACAAGUUGACCCAGCUGCUGAAGGAGUGCCUUGGGUCGCUGACGUGCCACGCGGCGAUGAUAGCCCACGUGUCCCCAAACGCUCAGCACUACUCGGAGACCCUGACGACGGUGCAACUGGCGUCAAGGAUCCACAGGAUGCGCCGGCGGAAGAUCAAGUUCGUCGGCGGCGGUACCCAGGGAACCGGAAGCGGGGGCAGUUCCGGGGAAGAGGCAGCGAGACAGACCAGCGAGUGCGACCCCAGCUCCAGCGACCUCUCCGCCGACACAGUCAUCUACGUAGGUCCGGGUGCCGACGACGCCACGGAUGGAGAACACCCUCCGGUGUACCUGCCGAGUCUGAAUUCGGGUGACAACAGGUGCGCCAUGGGGAAGGUCCUGCGCGGUUCGGCCGCGGAAAAGCCCAGCAAGAUCCCGGAAGAGCGGAGCCCGGCUCACAAGGCGACGAAGGUGAUGAAGACCCUGACCCAAACCGCGUCGAAGCAAACCUCCCCCGCGCACAGCAUAACUCCGAAGGCCAGUCCAGCCAGGAAGUCCUCGGUGAAGGUGCCAGGGUCCAAGAUCACGGACUCCCCUGGGAGCAAGAUCCCCGUCGCGGCCCCAAGUGGAGGAUCCGACGAGCAGUGGAUAGACGGACCCAGGAUCUCCAAGUCCAAGGUGGCAGAGGCGAGGCACAUGCUGAAGGACCCUCACCACAAGAAGGAGACCUGGGUGGACGGCCCCAUGCAGCUGACGGGACCUCCUCUCCACGGCCAGCACUCCUCUUCCGGAUAUGGGUUCAUGGACAGCCAUAAGAAGAGCAUGAUCAGGAAGUGGGUGGAGAAUCAGUCCUCCCAGAUCCAGCGCACCAAGCACGGGGCGUCCAGGAUGGAGGCCAAGAUGCCGCAGACCUCGUCGACCUCGCAGUACAAGGAGCUGACCACCUUCAAGAGCUGCGACGACGACGACAGGUCCUCCACCACCAUAGAAAGCGAUGGACUGAAGUUUAACGAGAUCGAGGAUAUCACCGAGAAAUUGGGGGCGAAACUGAAUCUGAUGAACGUCAAGUCCAACACCGAUUCCGGGCUGGACUUGACCGCCAGUCCCGUCAUGGACGACGGGACGGACAAGGAGAAGAUCGAGGUCCAGGAAGACGAGGACGAUGACGAGGAGAUCGUCGUCCCUCCACCUUUACCGCUUAUAGAGCCGCUUAGCAAUGGGGUCAGUAGAGAAGUCUCGAUGGAGAGUCUGAACCUCUCGCACAAGGACGUCGUUUUGCCGUCGAGGCACUCCCUGAGCUCCGAGGACGAGAUCCUGGAAAUCGUCGAGGUCGAGGACCUGGAACCGGUCCCUAUGCAGGACUCCUGUCUCCAGGUCACCGAGGAAGACAUCGCUCUCUGCAUGGGGGAGAAUCCGCUCCCGGAAAGCGACCAGGAGGAGCAUCCCCUGAGGAUACUCAGCCAGGAGAACCUCACCGUCGUGUCCACCUUCACCGACUCCAUGUCGGUGAUGUCGGACACCGAGAGGUACAGACCGCACUACCCACCCCCGGUAGGGGCGGGGGUGCUGCCCCGGCCGUACUUCGAUCACGAGGACUUCCUCGAGCAAGAAACCAGACUGAAGUUCGAUCAGUUGGCUCGCCUGCACGAACUCUACCAGAGCAAACUUGCCCUGGCCAACGUCUCCAACUCGGCGACCUACCAAAGGGAGAACUCCGUCAGCGUCCGAGAUACCCCAUCCGCCGGGGUCUUCCGUCCACCGUCUCGCUGCCAGUCCCUCUCCUUGUCGGACGUCCUCUUCAACGACAACGCCAGCAACCACGGGAGCAUAUACAGCGAGCCCGCCUACACCGCCGGGAAGUCAGAGCAGGAGAAGAUCUGCGACAACUGCCGACAGAGCAUGUCGAGGCCGGCCACAGCUUCCUACUGGUACCCCAGCAGCGUGGCCCACUUGGCGAGUCCCAGAAGGUACUGCGGGAAAUUAGGGGAGUGCAACAUCUCCAGCCUGAGGCACCCCGACGGCGCGUCCAACCCAAACUUGAAGGAGGAGAUCGAAAGGAUACCGGGGAACGGCGCCUCCGGCUCGGACCCCGAAGAGGAGUACGUCGAGGCGAAGAAGCUCUUCACAGCUGCCGAGAGACCCGAGAGGACGGUCACUGGGAAGUCCGACAUCGAGGAGGACGUCAAGCUCCCAGCUCCCGCUCCGCUGCAGCUGUCCAUGGGAACCCUGGUGCCCUCUUCGGGGCGCAUGCAGAGGAAGAUCCUCGGCCUGGGCUCUUCCCUAGGUCUGAACAAGGAAGGAUACGACUCCGGAGCCGACUCCACCCCACGUGCUGCCAAGCUCUCCCCGGCGACGCUGUCAAGGCACAGAGCCGAAAGCUCCGGAUACGACAGCAUCGUCAGGGACAGCGAGACCAGCAGCAUAACCAGCGACUCCUCGCGGCAGACCAGCGCUCUCCAGGAACACCAAGCGGUGGGACGCCGGGCGGCAGGAUGCGCGGCCCGGGCGCGGGCGCGACCGGCCGCGCCUCCCACGGGAAUCCUCGCCUACACAGGCGAGGACGUGGCGAUCCUGGAGCGGCGCGCAAGGGUGCGCUCGGACCCUCGUGGCACGACGUCCAGGAUACACAGCCUUCGGCUGCGCCAGCGCCUACUUAGGCAGGAGCUCAGGUUGGCCAAGCGGCGCCUGAUGGUGCCGGACGAUCGCUGGAGUUUCGAGCUGCACGUCGAAGACAGCAUGGACUGGCGGGACCCGUCCUUCCUGGAGGCCCUGGAGUCGGAGACGUACAUCCUGCAGAAGAGGGUGGAGGCUUGCAAGAGCCACGUGCUCCUGAUCACCUGCUUCGACGCCGUUCCCAGCACCCUCCGACCUGGACUAGUCCAUCCACCUUCUAGGAUUGAGAUUACCUAA